Messenger RNA from Blepharisma stoltei, 657 nucleotides. NCBI's taxonomy places the organism in Eukaryota, Ciliophora, Heterotrichea, Heterotrichida, Blepharismidae. The record is from the annotation of a GenBank genome assembly.
AUGGUUAUUGAAGAAGUCAGAGAAUUAAUUUUUACUAAUCCAUCUAUUUUGCAGAGUGAAAUUAAUGUUAGACUUGAAGCAGAGUUUCCUGAGCUUUAUAAGAACUUUACUUCAAUAAAAAUUUCCAAAAUAUUUCAAAAUAUCAAGAAAGAAGCUGGACUAAAUGAUUGGAGACUUGCGCCAGAUAUAUUAAGUUCAAUCCAAAGUCAAGGAAUUUCAUUUUUUAGAUCAUCAUCAAUUAAUUACUCUGGAGAUCUUUAUCAUUAUAUAAUUUGAGCAACUAAGUGACAGCUAUCUCAUCUAAGAGAAAGUGUGCACUGAUAUAUGGAUGGAACAUUCAAAGUUAUUCCUGCAGGGUUUUAUCAAUUACUGACUAUUCUGAUUAUAGAUCCUCAAAGCCAGCAUUACAUGCCUACUUGUUUUAUUGCAAUGUCUUCAAAGCAUACCUUUCUAUAUCAAGCAGUUUUUGAAAAGAUAAAACUUAUAACUCAGGUGAACUCUUUAAAGCUAAAAGUUGAGUCAUUUACAAUUAACUUUGAAAAAUCUCUCAUGCUUGCAGUGAAGAAUUGCUUUCCAGGGAAAAAAAUUGUAGGCUGUCUGUUUCAUUUUUCGCAAAGCCUUAACAGGGAAGGCAAAAAAAUUAUUAUUACUGCCUAA